This is a messenger RNA of Macrosiphum euphorbiae (potato aphid), 1098 nucleotides long. NCBI's taxonomy places the organism in Eukaryota, Metazoa, Arthropoda, Insecta, Hemiptera, Aphididae. The record is from the annotation of a GenBank genome assembly.
AUGGAAAAGGUACGUUUUGAAUUGAAACCCCUCAGUUUGCCUUAUACAGUUAUGGAACACUUACCCAAAUUGGUUCAAAAAGUAUGUCCUGAUUCAAAAGUAGCUUUGAAGUUAAAAUGCGGCAGAACAAAAACUGAAAGCAUCGUUACCAAUGUCAUCGGAGCAGUAGGUAAGAUCAGUGUUAUUGAUUUGACGCAGAAAAACAAGUUUGCCAUUAUAAUAGACGAAAGCACGGAUACAUCUACAAUAAAACACAUGGCAGUAAUCUCUAGAAUAGUAGACAAUAAUCUGUUGGUGCGGGAUGAAUUUGUUACUCUCAUAGAAGUAGAAAAAGCCACUGCUGACGCUUUAUAUGAUUUAAUUAUACAUUUCUUUAUACAAAAUAAAAUUCUAUAUAAAGAGAAUAUGAAAGGUUAUGCAGGAGAUGGUGCCAACAAUAUAAUGGGCAAACACCAUUCAUUAGCUACUAAUUUAUUGAAAGAUGUGCCAGAUUUAUUUAUUAUGAAAUGUAUAUGCCAUUCUUUUCAUCUAUGCGCUUCAUAUGCUUGCUUAAAAUUACCACGAUUUGUUGAAGAUUUUGCAAGAAAUGUACAUAACUAUUUAAAUAAUAGCUCUAAAAGACUCUUAGAAUUUAAAGAAUUCCAAGUUUUCUGUAAUAUAAAACCACAUAAGAUUUUAUACCCAGGACAAACGAGAUGGCUAUCACUAUUGUCGGUAGUUAAUCGCCUUAUUGAACAAUAUAAUGCUUUAAAACUCUAUUUUACUAGUGCAGUGUUAAAAGAUAAAAUUUUAAAUGCACAAACAGUAUUAGAUUCGUUAUCAAAUCCAUUUAAUCUUUUGUACCUGCAAUUCCUAGCAUUUGUUUUGCCAUUUUUUGUAGAUCUAAAUAUUGAAAUGCAAUCAGAAGGAAUAAAAAUACAUCUGUUCUAUGACCGUAUAGGAACACUGUACAGAGAAAUCUUAGAAUGCUACAUUAAAAAGGAUUAUAUUAGAAAUAAGAAAUUAUAUGAAAUUCAAUACAAGAACCCAAGUUACUAUUUGCAUGAAAAUAAUUUGUUUUGUGGUGGUACUGUUUCUGCAUCUAUUUGCUCUCGUUAA